AUGAUUGGAAAAGCUCUAUUUUGGAAUAUCAGGUCGGUUAGGUCUCAAAAGGCCUUCGAUAGACUGAUAGAUCUAAAUAGGAGACAUCAUUACAAAUAUAUAGCUCUACUGGAACCUUUUCAAGGACCACAUGAGUUAGAACAAUAUAAAAGGAGAUUGGGAUUUCAAAAUGCUUAUUGUAAUUGUGCAGCCAAGAUAUGGAUAUUUUGGGAUGAUGAUUGGACAUGGGAGGUGGUAAGAGAUAACAUUCAACAUGUCUCCAUGAGGUUUGAAGCGGGAAAUGUCAAAUUCAUGGUUACAGCUGUAUAUGCGAGAUGCGAUGCAUUGGAAAGAUUAGAGUUGUGGGAGGAAAUGGAGGAAUUAGCAGGAAAUAAUCAGAUUCCAUGGCUAGUAGGUGGGGAUUUUAAUGUUAUUUUAAAUGAAGAGGAGAAACAAGGGGGAAGAGAAUUUACGUCCUAUGAAGCGAUGGAUUUCAAUCAGUGUAUCAAUAACUGUGCAUUAUCAGAGGUUAAGUCUUUUAGGAGUAAAUUCACCUGGUGGAAUGGAAGAAUAGAGGGAGAAUGUAUUUUCAAAAAGUUAGAUAGAGUGCUCUGUAAUCAAGAAUUUGAGCAGAUUCUUCCUACUAGCAAAGUGCAUCAUUUAAUACGGCAAGGUUCAGAUCAUGCGCCUUUGCAUUUUAUUUGUAAUUCGGAGGAGGAGUCUAUAAUUCGACCGUUUAAGUUUCUUAAUUUUUGGACGAAACAUCCAAAAUUUAGGAAAGUGGUAGAGGAGAAUUGGAAGGUGGAUUUUAAAGGUUCACCGUUUCUGGAAUUUCAAGCAAAGAUAAAGAAGGUUAAGCAGGCUUUGUCGUGUUGGAGUAAAGAGACUUUUGGGAACAUAUUUAAUCAAGUGCAGACGUUGGAGGAGGAAAUAAGAAUAAAGGAGAUGCAGUUGGAGAUUAAUCCUUCACCUGGAAAUAGACAGGAACUAAGCAGAACAGAAGCAAACUUGAAAAAAUAUAGAUACAUGGAGGAGGAAUUUUGGAGACAAAAAUCAGGGAUGAGAUGGUUUAAGGAUGGCGAUAGAAAUACAAAGUUUUUUCACAAUUAUGUGAAAGGAUGGAGGAAGAAAUUAUUCAUCCCCGAAAUUACUACGGCUCAAGGGGAUAAUGUGACUGGUAAUGAGAACAUAGGAGCGGAGGCAGUGUCAUUUUUUGAAGAUCAAUUUAAGGAAACAAAUACAAAUGAUGAUGAUAGCAUGCUUGAUUUGAUCCCGAGAAUUAUCACUCCGUUGCAAAAUGAAGAGAUGGGAAUAUUGCCUAAUAAGGAUGAGGUGAAAGAGGUGGUUUUUGCGUUAAAUGGGGAUAGCACAAGUGGUCCAGAUGGUUUUUCAGGGGAAUUUUUUUAG
This is a messenger RNA of Solanum tuberosum (potato), 1386 nucleotides long. RefSeq lists its product as uncharacterized. Bases 1 to 1386 code for a protein of 461 amino acids. The transcript has a single exon. Lineage: Eukaryota; Viridiplantae; Streptophyta; Magnoliopsida; Solanales; Solanaceae. The record is from RefSeq and is a predicted model, not a curated record.